Molecule: messenger RNA, 1522 nt
Organism: Ziziphus jujuba (common jujube)
Lineage: Eukaryota; Viridiplantae; Streptophyta; Magnoliopsida; Rosales; Rhamnaceae
Product: dof zinc finger protein DOF4.4
Exons: 1
Coding region: 176-1111 (311 amino acids)
Biological process (GO): regulation of DNA-templated transcription
Molecular function (GO): DNA binding; DNA-binding transcription factor activity
Source: RefSeq, a predicted model, not a curated record
ACCUGCAUGCCCACCAAAGCCAGUUAAAAUCCCAACCCCCAUUCCCCUUAUUCAUAUAUAGACAAAAAACCAGCAUCAAGAAAAACCACACCCCCUCCUCACCUCCCCACAAGGCAAAAGAUAACAUAUAUAUAGAUUUAGAGAGAGAAAGAGAAAGACAGACAAAAGCAACCAUAUGCAACCGGAGAGAGAAGAGAUGAACCUAGAGGAUCGGAGACUGAAGCCGGAACCUGAGAAUCAACAGCAACAUCAACAGCAACAGCAGCCUCAGAAAUGCCCUCGCUGUGAGUCUUUGAACACCAAGUUUUGUUAUUACAAUAAUUACAGCCUGUCUCAGCCCCGUUACUUCUGCAAGACUUGUAGAAGGUACUGGACUCAAGGCGGGACCCUCAGGAACGUCCCUGUCGGUGGUGGUUGCCGUAAAGGAAAGCGCGCCAAAACCUCAACUUCCGGCCAAAACUCGAGGUCUCAGGCGCAGCCAGAGCCACCUCUGCCGCCGCAGCAACCAUCGCAACAGGUACAACAAAAUAUGGCAAAUCCACCGGCGAUCAUCUCUUCAGGUUCUGUAAUGACCACUACUCCGGCUAUGAGGACCAUAGAGCCCGGUGCCUUGCCCUCUCAGUACUAUCCUGGUUCUGGGUAUUUGUCUUCUCUGGCUGCGAUUCAUUCUUUGAACCAAUCACAGCCAUUCGAUCAAGCUCUCGACGUUGGGACUGAUCAAUUGGCAGGAAAUAACUCUUCGAAUAUGAGCCUCUUGCAGGGUUUCAGUGUCUCUUCCUUCGGCUCGCAGCAGCAGCAGCAGCAUCAGAUUCAACCAUCUCAGACUCACUUCUAUCAAACGGCAGGUAAUAGAGACAAGAGCAUCAACGAAUCUCUGUACCAAUCGGAGGAAAACUUAAUUCAGACUGCUGCCGGGAGGUCUACUAGUUCUUCUUCGCCUCAUGAAUGGCCUCACAACUUCAUGAACACUUCCGGAGCUACUACGGCCUCUUCGGAAAGCGCUUUGUGGACCAUGGGCAACACAAAGGCUACUGCCAACACCACCAGCGCAGGUUCUUCUUUUAAUCCAAAUCAAUGGCCUGAUCUACCAGGAUAUGGCCCUCCUCCAUGACUGCUGCUUUUCUGUGCUAGCCAUUCUUGUUAGCUCCCUUCGAAAUCCAACAUGCAGAGCCAGCACAGCAAUUGAUUAUUUCAUAUUGUAUACCCAAAAAAAAAGAAAGAAAGAAAAAAAAAGAGGAUCUCAUAAUACCCUCUCAGUCCUCCUCAUUUUGGACUCGGUUAAAUUUUGUCUGGUUAGGGGCAAAUGAUCCUAGUUUUUCAUUUUCAUGAACAUAGAAUAGAAAAGAAUUUUGUGAUGUGGGCAUUUAUUGUAAAUGAAAAGGAUAUAGCGGUCGUCGCCCUUUUCCUUUUUUCUCAUAUUAUAGAGAAUUUAAUUUCUGGGAUUUGGAUUAGGUACUAGUUAAUGUGUUUGAACUUAAUUUUGAUAAAAAGUUGAACGAGAUAAAUGUUCAAUUUCGCUUUA